Archocentrus centrarchus (flier cichlid) is the source of this 2637-nucleotide messenger RNA. RefSeq names its product poly(A) binding protein, cytoplasmic 4 (inducible form) (gene pabpc4). The transcript is spliced from 15 exons. The coding region runs from base 377 to 2257 and encodes 626 amino acids. NCBI's taxonomy places the organism in Eukaryota, Metazoa, Chordata, Actinopteri, Cichliformes, Cichlidae. The record is from RefSeq and is a predicted model, not a curated record. Gene Ontology annotation, molecular function: RNA binding.
CGGCCACAAAACAACCGUGAGUGUCCAACUCACUGUUCGUGAAAAACUUAAAAUAAAAAUAUUAUAAAAAAAUAUAAAAUCAACAAAAUCUUAAAAAGUGCAGCUCUAAUUAAAGAAAUAGAAACAUUAAAAAAAAACAGCAAAAUAUUAAUUAUAAAAAAAAUAAAAAUAAACAUCAGGCCUCCGGCUUAACUCGAAGUUGUCGUUUUUUAAAGGAAACCUUCAGACUCCGUGCUGCUUUUUCAGCUUUUUAUCCCGAUCAGCGGUCUGCACAGCGUGCCUUUAAGCGCAGUUUGGAUCCGGAUUACAGCCCAAACCAGCGUUUUUCUGCCGCUUUUUGAGCGAAGCUUUACGUUUGUCCUCUGAAAACAGCGAUAUGAACACAGCGACGGGGAGUUAUCCGAUGGCUUCUCUCUACGUUGGCGAUCUGCACCCCGACAUCACGGAGGCGAUGCUGUAUGAGAAAUUCAGCCCAGCCGGACCGGUGCUCUCCAUUCGGGUCUGCCGAGACAUGAUCACCCGGCGGUCCCUGGGAUAUGCUUAUGUGAACUUCUCGCAGCCGGCUGACGCUGAGAGAGCCCUGGACACCAUGAACUUUGACGUGGUGAAAGGGAAGCCAAUCAGAAUCAUGUGGUCCCAAAGAGACCCCUCCCUCAGGAAGUCGGGUGUGGGCAAUGUUUUUAUCAAGAACCUCGACAAGUCCAUCGACAACAAAGCCCUGUAUGACACCUUCUCCGCCUUUGGCAACAUCCUCUCCUGCAAGGUGGUGUGUGACGAAAACGGCUCCAAAGGGUACGCCUUUGUCCAUUUUGAGACCCAGGACGCGGCCGAUCGCGCCAUCGAGAAGAUGAACGGCAUGCUUCUGAAUGACCGCAAGGUGUUUGUGGGGCGUUUCAAAUCUCGUAAGGAACGGGAGGCUGAGCUCGGUGCCAAAGCCAAAGAGUUUACCAACGUCUACAUCAAGAACUUUGGGGAUGAUAUGGAUGACGAUCGGCUGAAGGAGAUUUUUGACAAAUACGGUAAAACACUCAGUGUGAAGGUGAUGACAGACCCCAGCGGCAAAUCCAGAGGGUUUGGAUUUGUUAGUUAUGAAAAACACGAGGACGCCAACAAGGCUGUAGAGGAAAUGAAUGGCACUGAGCUCAAUGGAAAGACUGUGUUCGUGGGCCGAGCUCAGAAGAAAAUGGAGAGGCAGGCGGAGCUGAAGAGGAAGUUUGAGCAGCUGAAACAAGAACGGAUCAGUCGUUAUCAGGGAGUUAAUCUUUACAUCAAGAACUUGGAUGACACGAUAGAUGAUGAGAAACUGCGUAAGGAGUUCUCUCCAUUUGGCUCAAUUACAAGUGCUAAGGUGAUGCUAGAGGAGGGCCGCUCCAAGGGCUUUGGCUUCGUCUGCUUCUCCUCCCCUGAAGAGGCUACCAAGGCUGUGACUGAAAUGAAUGGACGUAUUGUUGGCUCUAAACCUCUCUACGUGGCUCUUGCUCAGCGCAAAGAGGAACGCAAAGCCCACCUCACCAACCAGUACAUGCAGCGUAUAGCUGGCAUGAGGGCGAUGCCGGCUAAUGCCAUCAUUAAUCAGUUCCAGCCCACUAGUGGCUACUUCAUGCCAGCUGUGCCGCAGGCCCAGAAUAGGACUACCUACUAUGCACCCAAUCAGCUGGCACAAAUGCGACCAAAUCCCCGGUGGCAGCAACAAGGUGGACGAGGUCAAGGUGGUUUCCAAGCAAUGCCCAGCUCGCUGCGUCAACCAGGCCCCCGUGCCAACCUGAGACACAUGAGUCCCAGUGGCACACAAGGCCCACGAGCCACCGGUCAGUCCAUGGCUCCUCGUCCUUCAGUCGGAGUCCCUGGCCCCCGGGCCAUGCCUCCUUACAAAUAUGCCACCGGUGUCCGUAACCCCAACCCCCAGGUGGUGCAGCCUAUUGCCUUACAGCAGACUCAGCCAGCGGUGCAUGUUCAGGGCCAGGAGCCUCUCACAGCCUCCAUGCUGGCUGCUGCACCCCCUCAGGAGCAGAAACAGAUGCUGGGGGAGCGUCUGUUCCCACUGAUUCAGGCCAUGCAUGCCAACCUGGCAGGAAAAAUCACCGGCAUGUUGCUGGAGAUCGACAACUCUGAAUUACUACACAUGCUGGAGUCCCACGAAUCUCUGCGUUCAAAGGUAGAGGAAGCUGUGGCAGUUCUACAGGCUCAUCAGGCGAAGAAAGACGCUACCCAGAAAGUGGGUGGCAUUGCUCCUACUGCUGCUGCCGCCACAUCCUGAAGACUCUGUGCUAUUGUAACUUGGGCAGAGAAAAUGAGCAGAGAUGGGAAGAGACACACAAAGCCCAGAGUCUUCUGAACAAUCACACAAAAACAAAAAUGAAGAAAAAAAAUGGAAAAUCUAACUUUACAUACUUUAAAAAAAGAAAAUAUUACUAAUGCAUAAUUUUGUAGUUCUGUAAUACUUUUAAGCUGCAUACCAAAUGCAGCGAGGCAAAGGAAUCUUGAACGAAGGCCCUUUAUUUUGUGGCAAAGGAGAGAAACCUUUUUCUUGUUCUUUGUCUUUGCUUGAAAGCUUUAUGUUUGAUGUGAAAUGACUCCUCCAUCCUAACAUGUUAUCAACGGGUGUGUGGUAAUUUCAAUAAAGGGAUGAUAUAUCAA